Messenger RNA from Oryzias melastigma (Indian medaka), 4291 nucleotides. RefSeq names its product protein kinase C and casein kinase substrate in neurons protein 1. Lineage: Eukaryota; Metazoa; Chordata; Actinopteri; Beloniformes; Adrianichthyidae. Gene Ontology annotation, molecular function: phospholipid binding; protein binding. The record is from RefSeq and is a predicted model, not a curated record. The transcript is spliced from 10 exons. Gene Ontology annotation, cellular component: endosome; plasma membrane; cytoplasm. Bases 634 to 1953 code for a protein of 439 amino acids. Gene Ontology annotation, biological process: regulation of endocytosis; neuron projection morphogenesis; plasma membrane tubulation.
AUGAUGUGUUGUUGUGGGUCCCAUUCAGUGCUUUGAAGACUGCCGGACUCCUGACUGAACGUUUGCAGCUUGGCUGUCUUUGCCUCUUUCUUUCUUUUUUUUUUUUUUUUUAAUCCCUUCUGUUCAUGUUUAGUUGUUCUGAAUGACUGCAAAGUGCAGGCAUUGGUGCUGUUUAUGCCAACAGAGCAUUUGCAGCAUUAAAAAAAAAAAAAAAGAAAAAAUGAGAGGAGGUGGAAUUUCACACCAGCAUUACUUUCCCUUGUCUUUCUGUCCCCAGUCGUCCUAUCAGCUUCUUUACUCGUCUUUCUGGUGAGCUCCCUCCCCCUCUAAAGCUAUUCAGAUGACUCUCUGCAGGAUUAUCGCUCAGCCUCUGAGACACGCUGCUUUGGUCAGACAUAUUGUUCAGUCUGGGUCCACUUUGGCCACAGACUUUGGGAAAAUAAAACUUUUUUUCUGUCAAAGUCCUUAGAGUUGGACUGUAGAUUCUUCUAUCCUUGAAGAGGCAAAAGCUUCCAAAAAAUUUGUGGAUUUUCUUUCAUUUUUCAAUGAUGGAGCCAACUUUGUGUAUGAGGAACCCCGCUCUGCUUCAGAGGACAGGCUCAGCAAUUAGGGUAUUCUGCCACAUCCAGGACAAUGUCUGGCUCCUACGAUGAAUCUGCAGGUGCUGACGACACCAUGGACAGCUUCUGGGAGGUGGGGAACUACAAACGUGCUGUCAAGAGAUUUGACGACGGCCAUCGGCUCUGCAAUGACCUCAUGGGCUGCCUGCAGGAACGUGCCAAGAUAGAAAAAGCCUACGGAGAUCAGCUCACCGCUUGGUCCAAAAGAUGGAGACAACUCAUUGAGAAAGGUCCGCAGUACGGCUCCGUGGAGAGAGCCUGGCUAGCUGUGAUGACCGAGGCAGAAAAAGUCAGCGAACUGCACCAAGACGUGAAGAACAACCUGCUGAACGAAGACGUGGAGAAAGUCAAGAACUGGCAGAAGGAGGCGUAUCACAAGCAAAUGAUCGGAGGCUUCAAAGAGGCCAAAGAAGCAGAGGAAGGCUUUAAGAAGGCCCAGAAACCAUGGGCCAAAAAGCUCAAGGAGAUGGAAGCAGCAAAGAAAACAUACCACAUGGCCUGCAAGGAGGAGAGGCUGGCUGCAGCCCGAGAGGCCAACGGCAAGACCGAGGCCUCCGUCACGCCAGACCAGCAGAAGAAACUCCACGAGAAGGUGGACAAAUGCAAACAGGACAUGCAAAAGGCUAAGGAGAAGUAUGAGAAGUCUCUGGAUGAGCUGAACAAAUGCACUCCGCAGUACAUGGAGUCCAUGGACCAGGUGUUUGACCAGUGCCAGCAGCAUGAAGUCAAGAGGCUGACCUUUCUCAAGGAGGCCUUGCUGGAUAUCAAACGCCAUCUUAACCUCACUGAAAACCAAAGCUAUGCUACAAUAUACAGAGAACUGGAGCGGACGAUCCUGGCUGCGAACACACAAGAGGACCUGAAGUGGUUCAGCAACAACCACGGUCCAGGGAUGUUCAUGAACUGGCCUGCAUUUGAGGAGUACAACCCAGACCAGGCUGCAGCUCCUCCAAAGAAGAAAAAACCAGAUGGAGCUCCACCCACUCCCAGCACUGACCACGUGGCUCCACCUGGUGACCGUAGCAGUGUGAGCAGCUAUGACAAGAACCAAGCUUAUUCCACUGAGUGGUCUGACGACGAGCAGCCUGCCGGAUACUCCGGCAACGAGAACGGCGGGAACGGAAACUCCUUUGAAGACGACUCCAGUGCAGGCAAAGGCGUCCGCGUGCGCGCUCUUUACGAUUACGACGGCCAGGAACAGGACGAGCUGACCUUCAAAGCAGGUGACGAGCUGACCAAGACCGAGGAUGAAGACGAGCAGGGCUGGUGUAGAGGUCGUUUGGACAAUGGCCAGGAGGGACUGUACCCAGCCAAUUAUGUUGAGCCAAUCUAGUCAUGCAACUCGACAAGGACACGCCACUGGAGGCAGCUUGAACUGUCCCGUCCAACCUCACCGCACAUAGCCAGAGACUUACGAGCAACACAUCCCCUGCCCAACAAACGCGCCAAGCAGUCUUGCCUAAAUAAAUCUUAGUAAUCUAAAAAAAAAAGACAAAAAAAGACAAUAUAUCAGUAUACCAAUAUUUUAGUCGGUCCGUGGGGGUGGGUGGACUUACACGUUAAAAACCGCAGCUCUACCAGUAUAUACACACUAACCCACAUCAGGACAGAGCAGGAACACUUUGCUUCUCUGUGGCUGCACUGACAGAAGGCUGCAGCUGGCUAAAGCUUGCAGUGUUGCUGCAGUGUGUUCUGUUGUGCUGAAGGGCAGAAAAUGUAACCAGUUCUACCCAUCUCUAACCUGCGUUGUGUAUAUACGAUGUGAUGCCAUUUUGUGUAGCAUUUUUAAUGCUGUGUGUGUCAUUCUUACAUCAGGAAUGCCGUGUAGUGUUAAGAGUUACCACAGACUGUAUCCUUUCGUUUCCUCUCGGUUUUGGAUUUUCUUUUUUUGUUUUUUGUUUUUUCCGUGAGUGUGAUUUGGUCGACUCUCUCUUCCGGCGUGUGCAGUGCUGUGUGUUGAAUCGUUUCUGGUUUUGCAUAGCAGCAUGGGCUAUGCUACCACCCCUCUGCUACCCACCCCUGAAUCCUGCAGCCAAAGUUUAGGCAACAAUUUGGUGCAACAUUUCAGCAAAAAAAAAAAAAAAAAAAAAAGCAUCUUUCUGGACAUGCUUCUGAUUUCUAAAACGCCAAAAGGAACUGAUCGAACAUCCUUUUGCUUUUUCUCGGCAUUGUAAAUCCUUUGACCAUAUCAUCCUCAUGCAACACUAUGGAAAGGAUUUACAAGUGAAUCAAGUAUGAGAUCAGUUGACCACCAAGAAAUGUGAGUGGCACAUUUCUUCCUAAGCUUACCAUUUGUGUUGUUUGGUGAGGUUUGACAUGCAAAAAAAAAAAAACUGUGCCUGGGACUCUUCUUCUAGAGCAAAGGGCCAAUGGAGGCAUGUCGAUGCGUUACUGUGAAACGGCCUGGUGCCUGAAGAUUGCACCUCUCCCAACAGGACAUGAAUGUACUAGUGACAUUGAGAAGCUACAGGCACUAGUUAUGCGGUCCCAGCUGAGCCAAAGAAAGACCCAUCAAUGAUGUUUUUUUUUCUUUCCAUGCGCUUAUUUCACAUUCCCCAUGUGAAAUAGCUUGUGUGUUUGUUGCUUCCCAGUCCACCCAAACGCCACAAACGCUACUUACUGACACAUACUCAAAUUCAUUAAAUGCUAACCAUCGAGUUGCUCUUAAAUCUGGAGGAAGGCUCUGUUUUUCGGAUUGGAUUGGGAAACAAUCCAGAAGAUGUGUUUAGCUCUCUGUCUGGAUGAAGGAUCCGACAGGCUCUCACACGUGACGAGAAACACAUCACCAGCUCACAAGUCGUGUCUUAGAAUAAAAGCUGUCCAGCAUAGCAAAAAGGACUCCUGUCUCCAAACUGUCCCACAUCUUUGAUUCACACACACACAAAAAGUGUUAAGAUAUUCAGUACAACACAAGCGACAUAACCAGGUUAAUAUUUUGGGGUAUAACAUCCUAAUCAUUCAGUGUGUAUGAGUUGUGUAAAUGUAAAAUAAUUUAAAAAAAGGCAAAAAAAAAUGGCAAAAAAAAGUGCAAGCGAUUGACUAUUAGGACAAAAUGUAGUGUUAUACAUGUAAAUGUGUUUCAUUCAACUGCAGCAAUGAACAACAUAUUAAGUAAUAGCACCAUAUCGUAGGAAUUUUAUUGCAAUGGAGUCGUCGGUGUAUCAUACAAGCGUGACGUUAUCCCACGCUGUCAGAUUUGUAUAUGAUGAUGUAAUUUAAAGAUUAUAUUGUAUUGUAACUGUACAACUGUGUUGAGUUGAACAUGAAAUCUAAUCCAUAUUGAGGAAGUAAAAAGGUGUACAUGUAAAUGCUUUUAUUUUUCUUUUCUUCUUUUUUUAUGUUCAACUCUUCCUUAUGCACACAGGAGACAGCAGCCAACGCUGUGAAAAACCCUAUAUUAGAGGUCCUAGAAGAUGUUUGUUCAUAGUGAUGUACUUCUAUCUCCUAACUGGUGUAGUGCCUGUUCAUCUUGAUGUAAUAAUAAAUUCAUUCAAAUAUGCAUAAAGAUGAAAACGAUCACAGAUGGUGAUGGUGGCAGGGAGUUUGCUGUGUCGAUAUUGCAAAAGUGGUUUGAAAGGGAAACAAGUUUGUUGGGAAAAACACUAAAAACUGGUGUCUGUGGUUUGUUUUUGUUAUUCUUCUUGUGAUUAUUAAAAUAUGGUUUUUAUAAA